GUGAAACCUCGACAUACAGCGAGCUCAAUCUUUCAUACCGCAGAACACAGCCAAGCAGGCUCCAACCGGCGACACUCUUGACUGACCAUGAUUUGCGACAGAUGGUGGAGGAGUCCGUGGUUACUCCAUGUUCAUCAUUCUCCAAGAACUCAUGCACCGCACCUUCGUCGAGAUCGAGGGUAGAGCCCCUCGCCGAAACGAAAUCCCCAGGCCAUGCGACCACUUCGAUCUCAUUGUUGGCACCGGUACCGGCGGCCUCAUCGCCUUGAUGCUCGGCAGAUUGCGCCUAGACCUGGAACAAUGCAAGGAACUCUACGUAAGGUUGACGCGCAUGGUUUUCGAGACCGACAAGACCAUCGCUGGCAUCCCUUACCGAUCAACACUCUUCAAAGCCUCCAAGCUUGAGGAGGCUAUCAAGGAGGCUGUCCGUGAACACACCGUUUACCAGAAGGAGGGCAAUGACGGUGCCGAGAACGACAUGAUGAGCCCUCUCAGCGGAUACAACAACUCGAACCCUAGGAGGCAUGCAAGCAACGCCAGCACCGUCAGCUUCAGCGCACGCAGCCCUCAAGCCCAGAUGGCACGGCCCGUUCUCAACUCGCGAUACGGCGACCCCAAUGCACGGCUCUAUGAUGCCCGGGAGAACAGGACCAAAACCGCGGUUUUAGCAAUGUACAAGGGUUCCCGUAAGGGCGCUCCUGCCGCCAUCUUGCGAUCCUACGACUCGAGGAGAGAACCUCCGCCAGAGUUCGACUGCAAGAUAUGGCAAGCUGGCCGCGCCACGUGUGCGAUUGGCCUUGCUUUCAAGCCAAUCCAAAUUGGACAGUCUGUCUUCCACGAUGACGGUGGCGGCACAUUCAACCCUGCACCCGAAGCUCUGGACGAGGCGGUGUUGAACGAGUGGCCUGGCCGUGAUGUUGGAGUGUUCCUCAGCGUCGGCACUGGCAGACGGCCCAAAGGGAGCGAUGCGAAUUCGCACAUUUGGUAUGAAGGCUUUCUGGGAGAGUUUGCAGAGGCCCGCCGCAAGCUCAUCUCCAAGAUUGAGGGCUGUGAGGUUAUCCAUGAGCAGAUGAAGAAGGAGCACCUUCUCAAGCGAAACGUCAACAUCGAGAACUACUAUCGCUUUAAUGUGGAGGUUGGUGUCGGUGAGUUUGGUAUGAACGAAUGGCACCGCCUGGCCGAGAUCAGCACGAGCACGAGGCAAUAUCUAAGGCGUGACGUCGAGCAAAAGAUGAUACAAGGGGCUUCCGCGAAGAUGGCCAAGAUCCACAAAGCAAACAUUAGGUUCUCACGCCUGCCCGAUGUUCCCGAACUAGUCAAAUCGAACUCCCAGGUCACCGAGCCGCUAUCGUUUGCCGUGGAGUUGCCAGGCGACGUGCCCACAUCCUGGCCACCGCACAAUACACCACCAAGUCGCCAGUCAUACGAGUCUGGAACGGAACACCUACACAUACCUUCGCCAAUGAGCCCUUCCCCCAGAAGCUCUGGCGAGCGACUCCAACCAUCGCCGGCUCCAAGAGCUGAGCAACGCCCCCCGCCUCUUCCAAAGGAUGAUGAAGCCGACCGGCUGGUUGUUACUGCGCCCACACCUUCUCAGUACCGGUAUGCGGCCGGCGCCGACAAGAUUGCCAUCACGAGCCCCGACGAGCACCCGCGAUGGCAGAACCAACAAUACAACAAUGGUUUUGUGCAGCAGCCGCAGCGGAUUCCACCGCCGCUGCCUCCCAAGACACCAUUACCGGAACAUCAAGUGGCAGGCGGCCGUCGCCCUAUCAGCUCAUCGCCCCUUCCUUACCCCGUUGACGACGAGCCUCCACCAGUGAACAUGGCUAGAAAGCCAGACUACCGCGGAAGGUGAUACAAUUUGGGCAAAUUGAGAUACCCCGUUUCCUUGCAAGCAGCUGGACCACCACAAGACCACUUGCCUCCACGAUGAGCGAGGUAUCAAGAUCCAAUUGGAAUCAUGAUUGGACAGCGACACGACCACAGGAGUUUCUAUCGGAAGGCGAUUUCGGAUUUGGUGAUUCCACAAAGAUACCAUUCUUAGCACAUGUGCCUCACUUAGUGUAGAAGACGUGCUGUGGCGACUCAGAAGCUUGCCGCCUUAAUGAAAUGACGACAUUUUUUUCUUCGUCUUGGUAUGACACGAUUACUUAUAUCUCCUGGUAAUUCCCGUGAGCUGUGACUUCAUCGUUCGGGGCACUCCCGUUUUGCGGCCGGUGGCAAGGACCCGAUAAUUCGGUCGGCUAGUGGGGCACUACGUCACGGCGACCCGUCCCUGCUGAUCGCGACUCGGGGCUUGAGCUUA
Colletotrichum navitas is the source of this 2308-nucleotide messenger RNA. RefSeq names its product patatin-like phospholipase. The transcript has 2 exons. Gene Ontology annotation, biological process: arachidonate metabolic process. The record is from RefSeq and is a predicted model, not a curated record. The coding region runs from base 128 to 1858 and encodes 576 amino acids. Gene Ontology annotation, cellular component: membrane. Lineage: Eukaryota; Fungi; Ascomycota; Sordariomycetes; Glomerellales; Glomerellaceae.